Messenger RNA from Fusarium oxysporum Fo47, 885 nucleotides. RefSeq lists its product as uncharacterized. NCBI's taxonomy places the organism in Eukaryota, Fungi, Ascomycota, Sordariomycetes, Hypocreales, Nectriaceae. Bases 1 to 885 code for a protein of 294 amino acids. The transcript has 3 exons. The record is from RefSeq and is a predicted model, not a curated record.
AUGCGUACCGCUGCAUUCAUCACUCUUCUGGCCUCCGUGGUCUCUGCCACUCCCUUCGGCCAACGCUCUCAGGUUCUUGCCAGAGCAAGCGAGACUUGCCCCGUCGUCUUCGAUGGCCGGGUCCCUGCCAAUGCAUCUCUGACCGACUUCGACACGGCGAAUGGCGGCGGCUGGAACCCUUACAACCCCGGCUUCGUCAAGGGAAACAACAUCUCCUGGUCCGAGAUUCUUCAGCUUCCCAAGACCAAGACUAAGUCGCGCUUCGAUACUGAGGCUGGUACUAUCCCUCUUGAGGUCACCAUCAGCGACAACAGUAUCUUCAUGAAGCAGCUUGGCUUCAGACGCGCUGGUCUGCAGUUCAACAAGGAUAGCAAUGAGGGCAGCCCUGGAUCUAAGGGCGUCAAGACUCUGCACUUUAGCAUUAUGCAGGAUGACAAGCGCCCUCUCAACCUUAGCCAUGAGUACCUGAAUGUUUGGCACGAGAAGGCCGAUUUCUCCGGCAACCAGUUCCAGUUCCAGGCUGGUCAACUCAUCGGACAGAACGGCACUGCUGCUACCUGGAAGCUUCUCGACCAGGACUUCAAGCUUCUCUGGGAGACUCCUAUGCUCAAGAAGGUGUGGCAGAACUUUGCCAUCACUCUCAACUACGAGAAGAACACCAUCCAAGCCUACUACUCCAAGGGAUGCAAGCCUCUCAAGGUCGCCACUCAGCCCAUCGCCCGCAAUUUGACUGGCCAGGGACAGUUCCAGAUUGGUAUCCUCAAGAAGCCCACUGGUACCGAUGAUGUUGCCAACUCUGGAUUCCAGGAGGCCAACUUGAACGAGGGACUUAUUUACGGUGGUAUCUUCCUUGAGGACAGCGCGGAUGGAUGUGUUUCUCUCUAA